Molecule: messenger RNA, 4254 nt
Organism: Rhipicephalus sanguineus (brown dog tick)
Lineage: Eukaryota; Metazoa; Arthropoda; Arachnida; Ixodida; Ixodidae
Exons: 24
Biological process (GO): lipid transport
Molecular function (GO): lipid carrier activity
Source: RefSeq, a predicted model, not a curated record
AUGAAGAUUCUGUGGAUAUUGACCUUCACUGUGGCUAUCUCAGGUUUCGAUGUGGGCAAAGAGUACGUGUACAGGCAAAAAGGAACUCUGCACAUCGCGAAUCCCGAGCAGCCGUCGCAGUCCGCAGGCGUUGCGUUCAGAAGCAAGAUCCUUGUACAACCGAAGAAAGACCACACCAUAUUCUCGAUUGUCGACUUCGAAGCGGAAGCCUUCAAUUCUGACAACAUCGACGUCGCUCACCACGAGUUCGACUAUGUCCGCAACGAAGACGCGGUCAGCGCACUCCAGCGCCCAUUUGCCGCCAGGUUCAACGAUGGAAAGGUCGAGGAGAUCGAAAUCGACAAAAACGAGCCCACCUGGGCGAGGAACAUGAAGAAAGGCGUCCUGUCUUUAUUUCAAUUGGACCUGUUCAAGGGGCGCCAACAGAACCCGCAAGCACGGAAGUACAAUGUCAAAGAGGACGGUGUGCAUGGUCCUUGCGACAGCCUGUACAUCGUGCACACUGAAGACAACGGCCACAUCGAGGUGACCAAGGCGAAGAACCUCGAGAAAUGCGACCGCGAAAUUUACGCCACGUACGGAAGGCAGAAAGGCUCCAUCUGCGUCAAAUGCGAAUCUCAGAGGACGCAUCAACUUUCGGACACGUUUGAAGUUUAUUACCGCCUCAAGGGAACCGCCCGGCACUACGUCAUCGAGCGCGCCUGGUCGGAGUCGACGCAACUGAUCAAGGGUAACAACGAAGGCAAAGAAUUCCACGUCAUGUUCAAUCGAACCCUGGACCUAGAGACAGAAAGAGAGAUCACGGAGGAACACGUGCUGCCUGCGGGAAUGGUCAAGGAGCACUCAUUGGCGCAAGAGUUUGCAGUGUCCACCGACCUCAAGGAUCCGCAAGACCUGAAGCACGUCAACGGAUUCAUCACGUAUUUCGGUCUCCACUCCAUCAAGGAACACUUUCUUGUAGGCCUUCGAAGCCUAGCGCGACUCGAGUACACCGACGAGGACAUCCCAAACAUCGACAAUGAGAUGAGUGCCGGCCAGCUCUUCCACAUCACGUUUCACUCGUUCUCGACCUUCGACUACCAGGAAAUCGAUGACAUCUACCGGAACCACGUUCUCACUGCGCCCGAGGAUAUCAAGGACAGCAUGCGCCACGUAUUCCUGGACCUCCUUGGAGCUGCCGGGUCAAAUCCGCACGUCGCCUACGGCCUGGGUCUGAUCAGAAACGGAGAACUGAGCAGCUUGGACGCCCACUAUUUCUACAGCAAGAUACAAGUAAACCUGAAGGAAGCCGGCCCAGCAAUGAUUCACGAAAUCAGCGAUUCUUGCGAGUCGCAGGUUGUCAAAAGCCAUCGUGGAACGUGGGCCUCCUGCAAGCUCGCAGCCAGCGCUGUCGCCGGCGGCUCCGGAUGCCAGCACGCUGACAACGACAGCGCGGAGGACAAAGGCACCUGCAGCACCGAGAUCGUCUCGGGCAUAUUUAACUAUUCCGUGACGCCAGGGAACGUGGAGCACGAGACCGAGCAUCCAAUCACGGUGUUCUUGAGCGUGGCAGGGAACCUGAACACUCGAAAGGCCGUGAAAUACUUGGAGCGCUUCAUCAGUCCCAAGUGGCACGCCAAAGAGCCCAGAAGAAUGGCCGCCCUGUCGGCCCUCAGGCGGACAGCAAAGCGCCAUCCUGAACUGGCUCGCUCCGUCGCUCUGCCCAUUUUCCACAACACGAGCGAGGCGAGCGAAAUACGGAUCGCCGCUUUUCUCGUGGCUCUGGAGACCGACCCUGAACUUUACGUAUUGCGCCACAUCGGACUCGAGAUCACCGACCCCAGCGAUCAGGUCGUGGCCUUCGUAACCAGCGCGUUCCGCUCCCUGGCCGAGUCCGAGUACCCAUGUCAUCGUCAAAUCGCACAGCACUUACGCUACGUGCUGCCUCUGUGGGCGAACCACCCACGGCUCAGAAGGCCCGCCGACGGAAGCUCAUCCCACAUGUUCAUCUCAUCGGGCUAUAACCCCAAGUACGACUACGGCGGCAUGACCCAGGUGGAGCUGAUUCGUUCGCGCGACAGCUAUCUGCCCCGUAGCCUGCGCGUCGACAUGAAGGACUACAUGGCCGGGCACACCCACGACACGCUGGCCUUCUCGUUCGAGAGCUGGGGUAUGGACAAGCUCCUGGACCGGCUCGUGGGGCCGCAGCCUGGAUCCACGAAAAACAUAUGGAACUUCGUUGGCCGCCGCCGAUUUCCGCGAGACGCGUCGUCAGAUGAGAGAGAACGUAUCGAGGAUUUGCUGUCUGUCGCGGACCGGGAGUACGACCCGAUGUACGCUCGACUUGGUCUGUCCGUUUUCGGUCAGGCCAUCGACACGUGGGACUUUGACGAGUCCAUCUUGGAAGAACUUGAGGCCGAAGUGACACCGGAUGAGACAGCCGGCAAGUCCAUGGGAAACGCAGGCCGCAAGGUUUUCUCUUUGACCCAAGACUGGACGUUCCUGAUGCCCACCGAGCUGGGUGUUCCACUGUUCUUCGACCACAAGCAGGUGGACUUCGUCUACUCCAACCGCCAGAGGUUCGACGUCACGCACGGAGACAACGCGGACCUGAAACUCAACAUCAAGGGGCAUUAUGUGUACGAGACCCGGUCUCUUCAGUCGUUCGGCUUCCCGCUGUUCUUCACGAACGCGACCGUCGGCGCCUGCUACGACGCCAGAACCGUGAUUUCGUGGCCCCUGGAUUUGAAGGUCGCCCUGAAUGCCGCCGAGGGCAAGCUGAGGCUGCGUCGCCCGCAGAACUUACCUUGGAACGUGGCCAACCACCACUUCCAUCCCUUCACGUACCGCUCGCCAUUUGAAACCAGAACGAGUGCAACUCUGAACAGUUCGAGGUCUUUCUUCAGGAGUUCAAGGCACCGACCCCCCCCCCUUUCUCAGUUUGAUCGCAAGCAUUUCGACGAGACAUUCGGAGUCGGUCUAGCUGUCAAAGGACACUUACUCGGCAAGGGUCUGCAACAGGGCCUGCACGACUUCUUCAACGACAUGACGUGGCGCGAUCGGCUCUACUACGUCACCAUCAAUCCCAACUGGCAUCCUCGUGAUGUCAAGAUAUACGUCGUGCCUGCUGACGAAGACGCGACCAAAGAGGUCGAUGUGGAGAUUGCGUACAAAUUUUUCGAGUCCGCCGCAGCCCGGCAAAGCCGCUUCAAGAUUCACGACCAUAUGGGCGAUGACCCGGCCUUGCCGGCUACCCACGUGCUGAACGUUGACGUUAACUUCAAAGGUGAAGGCACGGAACGCGAAGCAGCCGCCGAGCUGAGGUAUUCCUUCGCCGACGACCUCUUCAACCACAAGUUGCAGUUCUUCUACGAGCGAACUCCGUUCAGCAAAGCGGAGAACGAAGGAACGCAGAUUUGCGUCGAAGUCUCGGCAAAUUUCCCCAAGCCCGACUGGUCGAGGUACAACAGCCUGCCGACAUUCUACCUGGGUCAGCGAAUCAAUACCAGCCUCUACCUCCGUUACGGAAGCAGUUGCGAUGGGCAGUCAAGGCUCUACCACCGCUUGUUCCCGUACCAAGCGCGGUACCCUGCGCUUCACCCUCCGGAAGACUCCUUUCUGCAUCUGCUGCGCCUCAACAUGAAAGGGGAAAGCGGCAAAUUUUACGUGCAGUCGCAAGUUCCUUCGAGGAACGUCGACGAGAAGCCGCACAGUGACGUUACUGUGACCCAUGAAGAUGGGCACCGCGUCGAGUACGUCGACAUUCCCUUGUCGACCCACGUGCUCGAACCCAGGGUCUUCGCAGAGUUCGGGUACACGAACCUGGCGGAGUACGCAUCGCUGUACAAGCACGUCUAACUUCUAUACUGCUACCUACAGACUCUGAGGGUGCGCACCUUCGAUGGCACCGUGGUGAAACUGCCCGAUACGGAUUGCUAUAAGGUUGUGACCCGCGACUGCUCGUCUAACAAGAGAUUUCUCCUCUUGGCUGGUGGUACCGGCAACUCUACGACCCCCAUGGCGCUCAAGCUCUUCAUACACACGACAAUGGUGCAAAUUCGGCCGCGAUACGAAGACUCCCAGGUGGUCGUGCGCGUGGACGGCGUAGAGGUGUUGCCAACGCCAGGCAAUCCUAACAGGCACACACACCACGACGCGGAGCUCUUCAGGAUUGUCAACUCUGACGAGACGUGGUUCGCGCUUACGUCCGAAUCGUACGGCAUCUAUAUGGUCUUCAACGGACAAAUGCUAUUCGUUCAGGUGCGUGCCUUCUAA